This is a messenger RNA of Hypanus sabinus (Atlantic stingray), 1672 nucleotides long. RefSeq names its product VPS37A subunit of ESCRT-I (gene vps37a). The record is from RefSeq and is a predicted model, not a curated record. Lineage: Eukaryota; Metazoa; Chordata; Chondrichthyes; Myliobatiformes; Dasyatidae. The transcript has 12 exons. Gene Ontology annotation, cellular component: ESCRT I complex. Gene Ontology annotation, biological process: protein targeting to membrane; protein targeting to vacuole; ubiquitin-dependent protein catabolic process via the multivesicular body sorting pathway. Bases 131 to 1297 code for a protein of 388 amino acids.
GGGCCGGUCGGGCUGACGUAGUGCACAUCUCUGCCCGUGUGGCGACGGCCGGCCGUUGGAUCGCUCUCGCCCUCACAGCUGGCAAAUGGAUUAAUGUCCCCGACUCGGCUGCCCUGAACUCCCGACAGCAAUGAGCUGGAUUUUCCCGGUGUCAAAGGGCGGCGGCGGCGGCGGCGGCCACCUGCCGCCUCUCACUAACUUACAGCAACAGCGCCAGCGGCAGAUCGAGUCGGUGAAGAGCUCGCACAGUGGUGUAGUGGAAAUACAGAAGGAUGUGGAAUACAGGCUGCCUUUUACAGUAAAUAAUAAAACUAUCAAUUUAAACAUCUUGCUUCCUCCUCAGUUUCCACAAGAAAAGCCUGUGAUUUCUGUCUUCCCUCCAGUGCGGCAUCAUUUAGUGGACAAGCAAAUGGGCACAAUGGUGACAAGCCCAAUGAUCACAAAUUUCACAAUGCAUUCAGACCUUGGAAAAAUUAUUCAGACAAUCCUUGAUGAAUUUUGGAAGAACCCUCCAGUGUUGGCCUCCAGUUCAUCAUCCUUUCCCUACUGUUUCAGUAGCCCUCCUGGAAUGACUUCUUACCCUCCCCAAGGAUUUUCAUAUAUUAGUCCCUAUCCUACUCAGGAGUCGACUGUGCCUUGUAUUGCGGAUUCAGGCCCUGGCUUUAAUAGUCCCAAACCUGCUGCUCCUGCAUAUGGAUUGAUUACAGAUCUACCUUUACCUGUACCUACUACUGACACAUCAGAACAGUUAAGUUUGAAUGGUCAUAGUUACAAGAUGCCAGAUCUACCUGACCACUUCUCAGAGCUCCACGAACUUAGUAUUUCACAGUUGACUGAUUUAAAUGAAAAUGAGGACCUGCUCCUAGGGCAUUUCAUGGGUUUGCCACAACUGAAGCAGAUAUGCACUGACAAAGAUGAUCUGGUUAGCUACAUUGAAGAGCUGGCAAAAAGAAAUCUUCAACUUGAACCUCAUUUGGAAACGGAAAGACAAGAUCUAUUAAUCAAAAAUGAUCAACUAACUCAACUCAAAAGCACCUUUGAAAAAAAGAUGCAAAGACAGCAUGAACUGAGUGAGAGUUGCAGCUUAAGUGCCCUGCAAGCCAGGUUGAAAGUUGCAGCUCAUCAGGCAGAAGAGGAAUCGGAAGUGAUUGCUGAGGAAUUCCUUGAGGGCAAGGUUGAAAUAGAUGAUUUUCUCAGCAGCUUCAUGGAAAAAAGAACACUUUGUCAUUGCCGACGAGCUAAAGAAGAGAAGCUUCAGCAUUUGAUGACACAACGUGGGCAAUUUCACACACUAUAGACCUCUUUGUAGGACAAAGAAUAAAAAUGAGGGAAGAGUACAAGGGAGUACACAACUACACCUUCCAACUAGUCUCUUCAAGCAUCGUCCAGUAUCCUGCAUACAUCCUUGGGUUAUGUGAUUGUUAAAGCAAACAAGGCAUUUCACUGUUUAUCUGCACUUCAGUUAAGUUUCACUCACCAUAAACUGUUGACUGUUCUGAAGAUAAUAUGAAAUGAGAUGCAUAAAAUAAUGAACCUACUAAUUUGUUUACAAUUAAAUAAUUAAACUAUUUGAUUGCUACAUUAUGUAGCUUCUGGUCCGGUGUCCUUUACAUAUUUUCUCCCUUACCUAUUAGGAACAAUAGUUAAGUUAGUUAAAGUUUGUCCCGAGCCU